Molecule: messenger RNA, 1145 nt
Organism: Cucurbita pepo subsp. pepo (vegetable marrow)
Lineage: Eukaryota; Viridiplantae; Streptophyta; Magnoliopsida; Cucurbitales; Cucurbitaceae
Source: RefSeq, a predicted model, not a curated record
UUUCUAGAGUUGUUUUGAUGUUCUGCAUGAAUUCUGUUUCUAAACUACUUUAAUUUGAACUGAUUCGGUCGCCUGAAGUUGGAAUCUCUCCUUAUAGCGAUCGGCUUCAAUAGCUUCAGAUAAAUGCAUUCUUCCUUUUUUUGCUGAAACUGAAAGUUGUGUAUGUCUUGUUAUUUAUCUUGCCGAAGAUUUAAGCAAUCUCAAUGUUCCCUUUUCCGUCUCAUAUGGUCUGUCUGGCAUGUCGGGAAACAAGAUGAGACAACUUUGAUUGCUAUAUUUUGGCUGAAGCUGUGAUCUAUGGGGUCACUUCAUGGAAACGCUCCGAACCCAAUUUUUGAAAGGGCGAUGGGUGUUUGUUUUAAGGAUAAUCUGUCGACUACACUGAUUGGGCCUCUUCAAGUGCAAUUUGUGGGGAAAAAUCCCAGUUCAAACUGGGCGCGAUGUUCAAAAUUACCGUGUUCAUCUAUGCGAAAAGAUACUUCUGUGUCAGAAUCAAAGCCCAAUGCUCCGGGUCCUCUAUCGGUAUCCAUGGAGGAGGAAUUGGAACAUGUCAUCAGAUUCAAGAUGUCUGAUUUCAAGAUUCUCGAUUGUGUCAGCACUGGCCUUGGAGGUCGGGCGGAUGAAAUAGUUUUUGAAGCACUUGUGAAGAAUCGCCUUAGCCCUUUAUACAACACAAAGGUCGUGCUUCGAAGGCUUAAGACUACCCAGGCUCAGCGUAGAGGAAAAAGAGCUAUAGAAGUAUUAAAGAAACUGGCUCGUCGCAGACUGAUGUAUCACUCCUAUUCAAUGCAAGUUCAUGGUUACAUAUCUUCACUUAUGAGUAACGGCCACUCCUCAUUUACUCUGGUCCAUGGGGUAGGUGUGCAUAGUUGUUAUAUUACAUAGUUGGGUCUUCUUAAAGUUUUUGGAUACAUUUUUGUUUACUUCAAAUUGGUUGUAGCAUUCAACUUUUUUGCCAUUCUAAAGUUUCCUAUGAAACUAUCACCUUUAGCAACCCUAUCAACCCAACUUUCAUGAACGACUAGUGUCAUGAAGAUAUUUUUUGUACCAGCUAGAACUAAAUGUAGGAUUUGACGCACUCUUUCUGCCAAGAGUUUGGAACUACCGACCUUUGUUUAUUAGAUUUUAUUGCUUUAUAUGACUUC